Messenger RNA from Sugiyamaella lignohabitans, 966 nucleotides. It is a transcript of the gene ENV9, whose product is annotated as Env9p. The coding region runs from base 1 to 966 and encodes 321 amino acids. The transcript has a single exon. The record is from RefSeq and is a predicted model, not a curated record. NCBI's taxonomy places the organism in Eukaryota, Fungi, Ascomycota, Dipodascomycetes, Dipodascales, Trichomonascaceae.
AUGGCUUUUGCAGAUUUUUUGCAAGGUGCUCGUAAUUUUUGUGCUGGUAAACCAACAUACACCGAAGAUGAAUAUCCCGAUCUAACGGGUAGAGUCUACAUUGUUACUGGUGGAUGCACUGGUAUUGGCUACUAUGUUUCUAAGUUCCUUCUGCUCAAGAAUGCCAAAGUAUGGAUAGCAGCUAGAAGUCAGGCCAAAAUUGAUAGUGGUAUUGCCCAAUUGAAAAAGGAAGUUCCUAAUGCCGACGUUGAUUUUAUUGUGGUCGACUUUGGAGACCUUGCUUCUAUUAAGCCUGGUGUCCAAAAAUUCCUCGAUUCUCCAGACCAAUUGAACGGUGUCGUUCACAAUGCGGGUGUCAUGACUCCUCCAGCUGGAUCGCUUUCAAAGCAAGGCUACGAACAACAAUUGGGAGUCAAUAAUAUUGGGCCCUUCCUCCUUCAAAAAUUUCUCGAUGACAAGUUGAUCGCGACCGCCAAGACAGCCCCCGCCAAUUCCGUACGUAUUCUCUGGGUUAGUAGUUCUGCUGCUGGUGGUAUGGCACCCAAAAAUGGUGGUAUCAAUUGGAAGGAUAUCAACUUCAAAAAAGGUGGGGCUGCUUGGACCAUCUAUGGUCAAUCAAAGGCCAUCAAUAUAUAUGAGGCUAUCUUGUGGGCCAAGAAGCACCUUGAUUCUGGCGUCGUAUCUUUGACUUGUGACCCUGGUAAUAUCCGCAGUGAGCUCCAAAGACACAUGACUGGUUUUCAGGGGUUCAUUGUUGACAAGAUCUUAUAUCCUACACCCUAUGGUGCCUACACAGAAUUAUUCGGAGUUCUUCAUCCUUCGUUUACCACUGAGGAUAGCGGUACCUUCAUUAUUCCUUUUGGUCACAGAGGUAGAGUAAGAGAAGAUAUCAAGGUUGCUGCCAACGGUGAAAAUGGUGAGAAGCUUUGGAAUUGGUUAGACGAACAAGUCAAGCCUUACGCUUAG